GUCCCAGACGCGACCGACUCGGUGUCAGCGGGCGGACUCCGCCGGCCCGGCCCGGUCUCACCUGACUCCACUUCCCCUCAGUAAAAGGCUCCGAUCGGCCAUGGACAGCGGGCAACAGCUGCAGGCGGCUCCGCGGCACCUCCCUGUGCGCCCUGGAGCUGGGCGGGCUUUAAGGGGCCGGAGCCGGCCUGCCGUGCCGGAGUGCCCGAUCUCUGCUCUCCCGGCCUCGCCUUUGCUGUUUGCGGCCUCUUGUUCCGCGGCCCGGUGAGGCGGGAAAGCGGGCAGGGCCCUGGAGGGCCCACGGGGGUUCCCCGAGGGAAGGCUGCGCCUGCCUGCCUGCCCGACCGCCAUUUGAAACGUCUGUGAGGGAACCGAACCGCCGGUGUGGGUCCUGGGCCCUGGAAGCUGUCCAGGAAGCUUACAGGAACUUGUCUCCAAGUGAAACACACAGGCUCUGGCAACUUCAGAACUCUGGCUCUAAGUAUCAGCAAAGCAAGUGUUAAUCUGAAGACCUCUUCUGAUGUUCAUACUGACAUCCAGUAAGGCAGACAGGUUCUAGAUCAUGGAAAAGCCCUUGAUUUUGUAUAUAUUUUUAUUCUACUGGCAUUUCUUAAAUGCUUUAUUCACGGUUGAAGCUCCCAAGUCACUCUACACUGUGGAACGUGGGAACAAUGUGACCAUGGAAUGCACAUUUCCAGUGCACGAGAAAUCAGAGUUUAGAGAUUUAAGCAUCAGCUGGGAAAAAAAAGAUGAACUCAGAAAGCAGGUUUAUGCACUUAUCAAAGGAGUGGAAGACUUCAAAAGUCAGCACAGUGACUUUAAGGGAAGAAUAAAUCUUCUGAAAGAGAAUCUGAAAUUGGGGCAGUCUGUCCUUCAGAUCACUGAUGUGAAGCUCAGAGAUGCAGGGAUUUAUCGCUGUGUUAUUGGCUAUGGGGUAGCUGACUACAAGACAAUCAGCCUGAAAGUGAAGGCUCCUUAUAGAACCAUUACCCAAGGAAUGGUGAGCCCAGGAGACAAUGAAUGGAAACUGAUGUGUCAGUCAGAAGGAUAUCCACUAGCUGAAGUGAUAUGGCAAAACAAAGAAUAUGAAGAUUUGACUUAUAAGGCAAACACAAGUUAUGAAACUGGAAGUGACCAGCUAUAUCAUGUGACAAGUACCCUUACAAUCAAAAGUAGGGUUGGUGAGAAUUUUUACUGUAUAUUCUGGAAUAAAGAGCUUCAAGAAAAUACAUCUGCCAUUUUACAUAUAGCAGAUUCAGUUGAUGGUGUUCUGUGGACUGAGAGCAGACGCUUUGUUGGAGCAAUUCUCAUUGUGACUGUAUUCAUUCUAUCAGUGUUACUGUUUAUGAUCUACAAAAGAAAAGCCAGAGCAAAUAAGGAUGACAGAACACUUGUGGCCACCUCAUCAAUAGCAAAGCUGUCAAAAGAUAAUGAGACGUAUGACUGCAGAGAUGCUUGUUUUGAAGAGCAAGAGCUGAAAUAUAUGCAAAUUGAGAAGAUGUAGAGAAAGCAGGCGUAGCCUGUUUGCUCUCCGAUGAAGAUUUGACAGCUCACAUCUUCUGUGUUCUAUAUAUUAAUGGGGAUAUCAGUUUGCUUUAUUAUUAUUAUUAUUAUUAUUUUUAUUAUUCUGUGAUGGCAAUCUUCUUCUGUAUUGUCCUAAAUCAAGAAAAGCUGCAAUGAAAUUUAUAGUAUUACAGCAUAAAAAGUCCUUGGAUUCAGGCUUCUAUGUGACUAGGUGUAGAAGAACUAAUUUCAAUAUUCAGUUUUCUGUUUCCUCAAGUUUAUGCACUUUCAAAAACACAUUUCAUUAAAAAUAUCUUCAAAGUAAAGCAUUUUAAGUCUAUGACCACCAUGAUUUUCAUUGGUAGUCUGUGAAUAAGACAUCUUCUGGAUUUUUUUUAUUCCCCACCUGAACUAUAAAUUCCCUGCAGAGAUUUUAUUUUCCAGCUUGUGAAAACAUUUUUCAAUGCUUUAAUCCUCAUAAAAGAUCCGGCUGCAACAAGACAAGAUGACAUACAGGCAGGGCAUUUUCUGUCCUUCCUGUAGAUGUUAAGAUGCCAGAUACAAUCAAUCCUGAUGCAGUAACUCUUUUGGCACCUGUGAUUUGGAAAGUAUUAGAUAACAUGGCGCUUCUUGAUCUCUUUCUCUGAAAAGAGUUUAGGGUAUCAAAUUUCCUUGUGGUAUAGCUGGCAUUUCUUGGUUACUACUCAUUACUCUUCUGAUGUACCAUCUUGGGAUAAUCCAACUCUGGACAUUCAAGAAGAACACUUAAUUUGGACUGCCUUUUUGCUCAUCUUGAGAAGAAAGAGAACCUUCUCACUUCUAGGACAUGAAAUACACCCUCAUGUGAUUACUUCUGAAAUGCUGAAAGAAAAUGCUCCUGGGGGGUGCCAUUUCUUAAGUUACUGCUUACAUUUUGGUAGAUACGUGUCUUUUUUUUGGUGUCAUACACAGAUGAAAAUUAUUUAUUACAAUGCUAUUCUUUUUUUUUCUUAAUAAAAUACAUUUUGAUCUUCUUGUUUUUU
Calypte anna (Anna's hummingbird) is the source of this 2525-nucleotide messenger RNA. RefSeq names its product programmed cell death 1 ligand 1. Gene Ontology annotation, cellular component: external side of plasma membrane. Gene Ontology annotation, biological process: cell surface receptor signaling pathway; positive regulation of T cell proliferation; T cell costimulation. The transcript is spliced from 10 exons. Lineage: Eukaryota; Metazoa; Chordata; Aves; Apodiformes; Trochilidae. The coding region runs from base 563 to 1504 and encodes 313 amino acids. The record is from RefSeq and is a predicted model, not a curated record.